UGGACUAUGACCCUAUUUGUCCACAGGCAAAAGUCUCUCCUGCUCUCCUCAGAUUUAAGUCACUGUCUAAGUAGGCACUGUGCUACCUACCAGGACAACUCACCGGCUACCAGGACAACUCACCGGCUACCAGGACAACUCAUCAUGAAGAAAAAAUUGCUGGGCGCUGCUGUAGGAGGAGCUCUGGCUGUGGUAGGGGCACCUGUCGCCCUGGCUGCUAUGGGCUUCACUGGGACAGGCAUUGCAGCUGCCUCCAUAGCAGCCAAGAUGAUGUCUGCUGCAGCAAUUGCCAAUGGAGGUGGAGUUGCAGCAGGAAGCCUGGUAGCUACACUCCAAUCAGCAGGGGUCCUUGGACUCUCCACAUCAACAAAUGCCAUCCUAGGGGCUGUUGGGGCAGUUGCUGGAGCCUUGCUCUGAGCUUAGGAGAUGACACUUCUAUCAGCUCAACUCAAAGCCUGUACAGACUAUGCAGGAGAUGAAGUUCCAAAAGGCACCUUCAGAACCCUCACUGAUGUCAAAGAAUGAUGAAAAAUAAAGUAUAUGGGCUGGUGUUCCUAA
Molecule: messenger RNA, 558 nt
Organism: Mus caroli (Ryukyu mouse)
Lineage: Eukaryota; Metazoa; Chordata; Mammalia; Rodentia; Muridae
Source: RefSeq, a predicted model, not a curated record